Molecule: messenger RNA, 4097 nt
Organism: Ostrinia furnacalis (Asian corn borer)
Lineage: Eukaryota; Metazoa; Arthropoda; Insecta; Lepidoptera; Crambidae
Gene: LKRSDH
Product: lysine ketoglutarate reductase/saccharopine dehydrogenase
Exons: 21
Coding region: 116-3715 (1199 amino acids)
Cellular component (GO): cytoplasm
Molecular function (GO): saccharopine dehydrogenase activity
Source: RefSeq, a predicted model, not a curated record
CGUUUGGGCAUGAAGCUACAGCACCAGAUUACGAGAGAACUUCGCGCGAGGCGCAUGGUCCGAGUGCUUAUCAAUUUUUGUAUAAUUAGUCUCACAGUUUAAAUAAUUCAUUAAAAUGUUACUAAAAUCGUCGACUCUUCGACCGAAGAGUCAAUUCGUGAAGCAAAUAGUUUAUUAUUCAUCAGCAAAGUCUCAACGAGUCAUAGCUAUACGGAGAGAAGAUCAGUCAGUAUGGGAACGAAGAGCCCCAUUUUCACCUUCAAAUGUAAACAAAUUCGUGCGGCAAGGAGUCAAAGUUAUAGUGCAGCCUUCAAAUCGACGCGCCUAUCCUAUGCAGUCGUACAUAAACGCGGGCGCAGAUGUACAGGAGGACAUCAGCGAGGCGAGUGUGAUCUUCGGCGUGAAGCAGACCCCCAUCGAUUUGCUCAUACCCAACAAGACCUACUGCUUCUUCUCCCACACCAUAAAGGCUCAAGAGGCCAACAUGCCCAUGUUGGACGCCAUCCUUGCUAAGAACAUUCGUCUAGUCGACUACGAAAAGUUGAUGGACAACGAAGGAAAUCGCGUGGUAGCGUUUGGCAAGUACGCUGGUGUGGCCGGCAUGAUCAAUAUCCUCCACGGUCUUGGGUUGAGGCUGCUGGCACUUGGACACCACACUCCUUUUAUGCACAUAGGGCCAGCUCACAACUACCGCAACUCUAGCAUGGCGCGACAAGCCAUUCGCGACGCCGGCUACGAAGUAGCUCUUGGAAUGAUGCCCAAAUCUCUUGGACCUCUCACUUUUGUCUUCACUGGAUCUGGGAAUGUUUCACAGGGAAGUCAAGAAAUUUUCCAAGAACUACCCUACGAAUAUGUACCUCCGGAAAUGUUGAGAAAAGUAGCAGAACAUGGAAGUCCAAACAAAAUUUACGGCUGCGAAGUGCGUCGGCGAGACCACUUGGUGCGGAAGAAUGGGGGCGGCUACGAUCACCAGGAGUAUGAGGAGCACCCAGAAAGAUACAUCUCUAUAUUUGCGCAGAAGAUUGCGCCGUUUACUUCGGUGCUGGUGAACUGUAUCUACUGGGCGGUGGACAGCCCGAAGCUGCUGACGAUCCCUGAUGCUAAGCACCUGUUGGUGCCAUCACACACGCCAUGGCUGCCGAAGAGCAUUGGCGCGCCGGCACUGCCCCAUAGAAUGCUGGCAAUCUGCGACAUCUCGGCAGACCCCGGUGGCUCCAUCGAGUUCAUGAAUGAGUGCACCACCAUUGACACGCCGUUCUGCCUCUAUGAUGCUGACAGGAACAAGGACACAAAAAGUUUCAAGGGUCCAGGAGUACUGGUGUGCUCUAUUGACAACAUGCCGACCCAAUUGCCUCGUGAGUCCACGGAUUUCUUCGGAGACCUGUUGUUCCCGUACGCAGAGGAUAUCAUGAAGUCGGACGCCACCAAACCUUUGGAUAAGCACGACUUUUCACCUGUUGUGCAAGGGGCUAUUAUAACGAGCAACGGAAAAUUGACUCCACCUUUCGAGUACAUCAAUGAUCUACGAAUGACCAACACUCGUUCGCGUCAUAAGGUGGAGGGCAGCGAGCAGCAGGCACCCGUGGUGAUCCUGGGCAGUGGACUGGUCUCCGCCCCUGUGGUCGAGUACCUGUCGCGGGACAAAAAUAUCGCUGUCACAAUAGCAUCCCAAGUGAAGGAAGAAGCCGACGCACUAGCGGAGCGCUACGGCGUCCGAUCCGAGUAUUUAGAAGCCAACGACGCGGACGCCCUGAAGUCGUUCGCGUCACGUGCUCGUCUCGUGGUGUCCCUGCUGCCUUACGACCUGCACGGAGCGGUGGCCAAGGCCUGCAUUAGUGCUGGUGCCCACAUGGUGACGGCGUCUUAUGUCCGCCCUGAGGUCCAGGAGCUACACGAAUCUGCCAAAAACGCUAACAUAACGUUACUAAACGAAGUUGGAUUGGACCCGGGUAUUGAUCAUCUACUGGCCCUGGAGUGCAUUCAUGACAUCCAAAACCACGGUGGAAGAAUUGACUCCUUCGUCUCAUACUGUGGAGGUCUUCCGGCGCCUGAGUUUAGCGACAAUGCUCUGAGGUAUAAAUUCUCAUGGAAUCCUAGAGGUGUUCUUCUAAAUACAAUCUCUGGAGCCAAGUACCUCAGUAAAGGACAGAUCGUUGAAGUUCUAAGCGGCGGUGAGCUGAUGUCAGUAGCGCGUGAUCUGGACUUCCUGCCAGGAUUAGCGUUUGAAGGCUUCCCCAACAGAGAUAGCACAAUAUACUCUAAACUUUAUGGUGUUGAAGAUGCACAUACUAUGUUCAGAGGCACUCUUAGGUAUAAAGGAUUCGCUGAGACAAUGAAAGCAUUGCAAUUAUUUGGAUUGAUCGAUCCUAAUCCUCACCCAUCUCUACAUCCCGAAGGACCUAAAAUAACAUGGCGUCAGUUUGCCUGCGAGCUACUCGGCCUGAUGGACUCAUCCAUCUUCUACGAGAACCUGCGCAGCCGGCUGGCGGAGCGCAUCGGAGCCGCCGGCGCGCACGCGCUGGAGUCUCUAGGCCUGUUAGACGACGAGCGCGUGCUCAAGUGCAACACGCCGCUCGACACCGUCAGCCACUACCUCAGCAAGCGACUGCAGCUCGGUCAGUACUGGUCAUGUUCACACAGCAGCAGUCCCUACUGGAGUCUCUGGGGCUCCUGGACGACGAGCGCGUGCUCAAGUGCAACACGCCGCUCGACACCGUCAGCCACUACCUCAGCAAGCGACUGCAGCUCGGUCAGUACUGGUCAUGUUCACACAGCAGCAGUCCCUACUGGAGUCUCUGGGGCUCCUGGACGACGAGCGCGUGCUCAAGUGCAACACGCCGCUCGACACCGUCAGCCACUACCUCAGCAAGCGACUGCAGCUCGGUCAGUACUGGUCAUGUUCACACAGCAGCAGUCCCUACUGGAGUCUCUGGGGCUCCUGGACGACGAGCGCGUGCUCAAGUGCAACACGCCGCUCGACACCGUCAGCCACUACCUCAGCAAGCGACUGCAGCUCGGUCAGUACUGGUCAUGUUCACACAGCAGCAGUCCCUACUGGAGUCUCUGGGGCUCCUGGACGACGAGCGCGUGCUCAAGUGCAACACGCCGCUCGACACCGUCAGCCACUACCUCAGCAAGCGACUGCAGCUCGGUCAGUACUGGUCAUGUUCACACAGCAGCAGUCCCUACUGGAGUCUCUGGGGCUCCUGGACGACGAGCGCGUGCUCAAGUGCAACACGCCGCUCGACACCGUCAGCCACUACCUCAGCAAGCGACUGCAGCUCGGUCAGUACUGGUCAUGUUCACACAGCAGCAGUCCCUACUGGAGUCUCUGGGGCUCCUGGACGACGAGCGCGUGCUCAAGUGCAACACGCCGCUCGACACCGUCAGCCACUACCUCAGCAAGCGGCUGCAGCUCGACAAAGACGAGACAGACUUUGUGGUCCUCCGCCACGAGGUGGGCGUGACGUGGAGCGACGGCAAGAAGGAGCGGCGGGAAGUCACCAUGACGGUGCGCGGCGACCCCGCCUCGCACACCGCUAUGGCCAGGACGGUCGGACUGCCGACCGCUAUCGCUGCCAAGAUGGUGCUAGAUGGAGAGAUCCAGGAGCGAGGCGUGGUGUUGCCAUUCGCGCCCGUCGUUUACAAGUCGCUGCUGUCGAGGCUGCGCGCCGACGGCAUUACAGCUAGAGAGACUUCUACACCACUCAACUAAACUUCCUGAAAUUACAUUAACUGUCAAGUAGCAUUCAAGCGUGAAGAAAAAACAAAAUGCAGAUGAUUUCAGCCCACAUUUAGCAUUUGUUAAAUAAUAUUAACGUUGAUCUUGAGAUUUUCUACUAACUUCAUGAGGUUUUACUCAUGAAUACAAUUUGUUAUCUUGUUUUAAAAUUUUUACUGUCAGGAAAAGUCGACAAAUAAACUAGGUACUGAAAUAAGUAGGUUUCAGAGACUGAAAUUCUUUACUUUUGUAUUUAGAUUUGUAAAUAUUUAUGUUUGAUUUUAUUGCGUAUUAUUCAUAAGCACUAGUGUAGUAGGUAGGUACCUACUUCUCGUAUUAGAGUUAAGUAUUUAUACAUGUAUGAAUGAUAUAAUUU